This is a messenger RNA of Trichoderma aggressivum f. europaeum, 1656 nucleotides long. RefSeq lists its product as uncharacterized. Gene Ontology annotation, molecular function: oxidoreductase activity. The coding region runs from base 1 to 1656 and encodes 551 amino acids. The transcript has 2 exons. The record is from RefSeq and is a predicted model, not a curated record. Gene Ontology annotation, cellular component: cytoplasm. Lineage: Eukaryota; Fungi; Ascomycota; Sordariomycetes; Hypocreales; Hypocreaceae.
AUGGGCGGCGUCAUUUCAAGCAUCCAAAGCAGCAUCACCGCCAUCACCAGCGUCAUCCGCACCAUCUCUUCGCUCAACGCAAAAUACCAAGCUCUCCUGCGGCGCAUCGAAACGGGGCCGUUUACGCCGGUGGAGAGCCCUACCGAGUCGUAUUGGAUGCGGGAUGCGCCGUUUCCGGGGAUUGGGGAUGUGGUGGGCGAGAUGCCCGAUGAGGCGGAUGUUGUCGUCGUGGGGAGUGGGAUUACGGGUGCUGCUGCGGUGAAGACGUUGUGUGAGCUGUCUUGCUCUUCCUCUUCCUCUUCCUCUUCCUCUUCCUCUUCCUCUUCCUCUUCCUCUUCCUCUUCCUCUUCCUCUUCCUCUUCAUCUGGAGAUGGUGGUGAAAAGGCGCCGAGGAUUGUGGUUCUGGAGGCGAGACAGCUGUGUAGUGGCGCGACGGCGAGGAACGGGGGACACAUCAAGUGCACGCCGCACGAGGAGUUUUCGCGGCUGAGGAAGAGCUUGGGGGAGGAGAGGGCGAGGAAGGUUGUGAGGAUGCAGAUGAGGCAUCUGGAGGUGCUGAGGGGGGUUGGGGAGGGGAUGGACUGGGGGGAGGUGAGGGAGGUUGAGACGGUGGAUGUGUUUCUUGAGGGGGAGGGGUUUGAGAGGGCGAGGAGGGGGGUUGAGGAGAUGAGGGGGUGGAUGCCGGAGGUUGAGGUUUAUGUUUGGGAGGGGGAGGAGAUGAGGGAGAAGUUUGGGGUGAAUCGUCAUAUUGUCGGUGCGAUAUCGUAUCAAGCUGGCGCCCUUUGGCCGUAUCGUCUUGUUACGAGCACGUGGAACGAUUUAAUGACUCGAUAUCCAAACCUCACCAUCAGUACACAUACACCCGUCACGUCCAUCAGUACAAACGACUCUUCAUCCUUCCCAUACACGGUUCACUCUUCUCGCGGCUCUAUCCGUGCACGGCAUAUUCUCCAUGCCACAAAUGCCUACACGGGUCAUCUCGUCCCCGCCCUUCGAGGUUGUCUGACGGGAGUACUCGGACACAUGACGGCGCAGCAGCCAGGAGCCGGAUUCGCGCCUGUUUGUCAUGGCGGACGGUCUUGGUCAAUAAUGUACGGAGCGGGAUUUGAGUAUAUAACGCAACGGCCAGAUGGUAAUGAUGGAUCUCCGGGUGAUUUGAUGAUUGGAGGAGGCUUGUUUAGGAGUAAAGAUGAGGGAUUGGAUCAGAUUGGUGUGUGGGAUGAUUCGAGGGUGGAUGCUUUCCCGUUGAUGCAUCUCAGAGGCAGCAUGCCCACGGUAUUCGAGCCGAAAUGGGGUGCCGGGGGACAGUUGAAAGGUGCUUGGAGCGGAAUCAUGGGGUUCACGGGUGAUGUGCUUCCCUUUGUGGGAAGUAUCUCGCCUGAAGCCGGGGGACUGAGGAAGAGUCUUGGAGGAGGACUGGAGAAGGGCGCCGGAGAGUGGAUAGCUGCUGGGUUUAAUGGAGAGGGCAUGGUGUGGGCGUGGUUGAGCGGUGUUGCUGUGGCGAUUAUGAUGCUGGGUAAGGAAGGGGACGAUUUGGAGGAGAGUGUGGGACGGCCUGGGGGGAAGUUGGGGGAGUGGUAUCCGGUGGAGGAGGUUAGGGUUGAUGGGGGGAGGUUGAGGAGGGCGCGGUUGGAGAAUUUGGCGAAUGAGAUUUAA